GUGAAGUACUCAUCACAGCACUGAAGACAUCACAUACCAAUCAUCAGCGAGGGAGGUGCAUCCGCCUUUAAAAAAGGAGUGUUUGUUUGAAAAAUAUCUGACAUUUCCACUCGACUCCCGAUCUCUGAACACAGGAAGACUCUCGACACUCAACAUCACUUGUUGGCUCCUUCUUCUCUUCACCGUGUUUGACCCCCCUCCCCCCUCCAUCUCUGGCUGUUUUUGAAGCUCUGUCCUGACUGCAGAUACAAUCAUCUGUUUCUGGGUUACAGCUCCACAGAGGCCAGUGACUGAGAUGAAGAACUUUAUUAAGUCCAUCCUCAUCCUCGCUGCUGUGUUUAAGUCAGCUACAAGGGCAGAGGUAGAAGAGUUGGUCUAUGUUCAGCUCGGAGACAAAGUUAUCCUCAAGCCUCCAGUGGUGGCAAAUUUACAGGAUCAUUAUCUGUACUGGUUUUUCGAGGGGGAAAAUGGCCCAAAACUCGCCUGGCGCAAUAUCUUUGGUGGAAAGAAACUUAUUGGAGAUGAGUCCUGGAAUAAAAGGGUGUCUCUGUCUGAUGAUGACUCACUGGUCAUCACAGACAUCCAACAAGAACAAUUUGGGACAGUCAUCUGUGUAGUGAAUAAAGAUGAUCAAAAACAUUUAAGAACUUACAAACUGCUUAAAGUCAAUGUCGCCAUGGACCCAACGUCUCCUCUGGUGCCGGGAGAAUCUCUGACUCUGACUUGCAGCGAAGAGACUCCUAACAUUUACCGAAAGCCAGCGAUACACUGGCUGAGUCCUCAGGGGAAGAAAAUUAAAGCCAACAGAGGAAGAAUCACAGCCAGAGUCACAGGCCAAGACGAUGGCCAGUGGGCUUGUGUUGUGACCAAUAAUAACAAGGAAAGCAAAGCCAACAUCUCUGUCACUGUUGUGGACCUCUCUCCAGCUCCUGAUCAUCUUCAGUAUACGUCGACAUCCUCGCCUCUGACCAUCCCCUGUUCGAUUCCUGCUCACAUCACCUGGGAAAAGGUCAAAGCGGUGAACAUCCAGGAAGUUAACUGGUACUUUUUUCCUAAACCAAAUGACUCGCAGAGGCUCUUCUACCUCAAUCCAAUUGAUCCACCGACCUGGACGAAAGACCAGGGCAGAGACCUGACCCAUGUACCCGACCUCAAAAAAGGAGUCCUGUCAUUAACCAGAAAGCUGGGGAGAAAGGACGACAAAGGGGACUACGUGUGCUCCAUGAAAGUUAGAAACGGUGUGACUCUGAAUGUGACUGUGCACGUAAAGGUGCUGCAAAUCACCUCAUCCCCAGCAGCAGGGAUCAUCUCUGGUCAGCAGGUUGACCUGACGUGCGGCCUUGGUGAGUCGCUGCACUCUGACCUGAAGCUGAAAUGGGUCCCUCCUCGACAAUCACCCCUGCCGCCUCUAAAACCUGACCAUCACCCCGCCCAGCUCAUCAUCCCGGAAGUGGGUACAGGACACGAAGGGAAGUGGAGGUGUGAGCUGUGGCAAGGAAAUAAGACGCUGACAUCUGCUGCGAUAGCUCUUAAGAUCGAGCGAAAGCUGAGUGUGUGGAUGCUGGUGAUCAUAUGCAGUGUUACAGUCAUCGUAGUCCUCCUCCUGCUCCUCCUCUUCAUCAUCUACAGACGCAGACAUAAGAGUAAACACAUCAGGCAUCGACUCUGUAAAUGCAAAAACCCGAAGCCCAAAGGAUUCUACAGAACAUAAAUCUCCCACAAAGACAUUUCCAGGAGGACAUUGCAGCCAAUUGAAUUUCUGUCCAGAUAAGAUGGAUUUUUUCUGUCAGAUCCACUAAACGGUGAACCUCUGUAAGGUGUGUUUGAUGAGGGGCUGAAAGUUCAGUUAUUGUUAAAAUGUCAGAGAAGAAAUACGUUUUACAAGUGUAGAUAAGAGGAUUUCUUUUAUAUAUGUAAUGUAACAUAUGAUCGAUGGUUUGAAGAUUUUUCUAUUUCCAGAAUUCCUUAAAGGUGACAUAUACCCCUUUCCCACCUUUUAACACAGUCCUCUGUGGUCUAAAUGAAACAUCUGUGACAUGAUUUGGGCAAAAUCAAUAUGAUUCAAGGACCAGAGGAGGUUUCUGACCUUGUAUAAACCAGCGCUUAAUAGUCUUUCUCUCAGAAUGCAUGGUUAUGGUGUGUCUCUUUAAAUGCAGAUUAGCUCAUCUUUUCAUAGAGGUGCGAUUAAAUGAGUACAGCUGUGUGCUACAGUAACCACAGGUGAAGAUAGCAUGUGAUAGGCAGGUGUCAUUAUAAUGACCCCCAUUGAUUCUGAACAGACAUCAUAGAUACUUUAUAAAAUAUAUAAAAUAAUUAUAAUUAUAAAUAUAUGAAAUAUUAUGAUUAGGUUUUCCAUGAUAUAUCUCUUUUAAGAAAACUGUUGUUAAAUCAAAUACUCUUUUUCCAUUAUUGUGUGUAUUAUAAUUUUGUUUAUUAUUUUUAUGUUAUACUCCAUAUAAUUAGGUUGUCUUUUGUGAUGUUUUGUAAUGCCAUUUUUAUGACAUUCUAUAGAUGCUAUAAUACUGCAUUUUAAGGCUUGUUCAGUCCCUGUAAAAUGUUGACAAGCAUUUUUGAGUCAAAACGUGAUGAACUUCAAUAGAAAUACUUUAUAACUGAGGUGCAGAUGGCCUAGUGGCUAGGUUGUGCCCCAUGUACAUGGGUGGCCCGGGUUCAAGUCUGGCCUGCAGCUCCUUUCCUGUAUGUCCCUACUCUCUCACCCCUGUUUCUGAG
Cheilinus undulatus (humphead wrasse) is the source of this 2730-nucleotide messenger RNA. It is a transcript of the gene cd4-1, whose product is annotated as CD4-1 molecule. The record is from RefSeq and is a predicted model, not a curated record. Gene Ontology annotation, cellular component: membrane raft; external side of plasma membrane. Lineage: Eukaryota; Metazoa; Chordata; Actinopteri; Labriformes; Labridae. Gene Ontology annotation, molecular function: protein tyrosine kinase binding; MHC class II protein binding. The transcript has 12 exons. The coding region runs from base 296 to 1711 and encodes 471 amino acids. Gene Ontology annotation, biological process: interleukin-15-mediated signaling pathway; T cell activation; positive regulation of ERK1 and ERK2 cascade.